Molecule: messenger RNA, 1088 nt
Organism: Moneuplotes crassus
Lineage: Eukaryota; Ciliophora; Spirotrichea; Euplotida; Euplotidae
Source: the annotation of a GenBank genome assembly
CUAAGUUAUAGAAAAUGCGUUUGCUUUCCAAUUUAACUAAGAAAACACUUAGCCUGCUGGUGAUCUGCACCCUCAUUUCCUACGUCGCUUCUGAAGAGGUAGAAUUUGGCAGCAAAUGAAGAGUCCUCUCAAUGGAAGGUGGUGGAGAUAAAGGAUCCUACGAGGUCGGAGCCCUCAAGGCCUUCCUUGAGUUCCUACCGAAGAAAGAGAUCCAAUAUGAUGUCGUCACUGGAGUCUCUGUUGGCGCAAUCAACGCAAUCUCGUUAGCACUUCAUAAGAAAGGUGACGAAGAGAAGUGCAUCAACUGGAUGAAUGAACUCUGGCUCAAUAUGCAAUCUAGCGAUAUUUACAGCAACUGGCCAUACGGCUAUAUUGAAGGUUUAUUAUACCAGGAAGGGCUUCUUAACAAUGCUAAUGGAGUCGAAUUUUUAACAAAAUUAUUGAAAGAAAACUUCCCUGAUAAGAAAGUUCAUCGUCAAAUCGAAUGGAAUGCCGUUGAUAUCAACACCGCUGAGAUCAAGAGGUUCAAUGAGAAUGAAGAAUGGGACUCAAUCCCUGAGAAAAUUAUUGCUUCUGCCUCCAUGCCAUUCGCAUUCCCACAUAUGCACAUUGGAGAAAAUACUUAUGUCGAUGGAGGAUCUGUUUGGAAUGUAGACUACGCCUCGGGAAUCAAUAGAUGCAUCUCAGAUGGAUUUAAAGAAAAGAACAUCAUCGUUGACAUCAUCCUCUGCUCUGGUGUUCAGGAUGCUGGAGAGGCUGGCUAUAACACAAUCCAGAAUUAUAUUAGAAUGAGAGAUAUUCAGGCCUAUUACACCUCCAUGAGUGAUCUUGACGAAGUGAGAAGAGGUUACGAAAAUGUCCAAUUCAGAUACCUAGUUGUUCCGAAUAAGCCUCUUCCAAGCGGCUACAUCCCUCUCGGCUUCAAGAAAGAGUCCAUCACUGAGAUGAUCAGGCUGGGCUAUGAAGAUGCUAAGAAGGUCAUCCUUGGAGAAGAAGACUCCUUCUCCAAGGUAGAAUCAUUUAAAAAUGAUAUCGAUGCUACCUACGAUCCAGAAGCUGUCAAGAAAUUUAACCAAUCAAGAAUCUAA